Tympanuchus pallidicinctus (lesser prairie-chicken) is the source of this 1152-nucleotide messenger RNA. RefSeq names its product dolichyl-phosphate mannosyltransferase subunit 2, regulatory (gene DPM2). Gene Ontology annotation, cellular component: endoplasmic reticulum membrane; dolichol-phosphate-mannose synthase complex. The transcript is spliced from 4 exons. The record is from RefSeq and is a predicted model, not a curated record. Gene Ontology annotation, molecular function: enzyme regulator activity. Gene Ontology annotation, biological process: GPI anchor biosynthetic process. NCBI's taxonomy places the organism in Eukaryota, Metazoa, Chordata, Aves, Galliformes, Phasianidae. The coding region runs from base 16 to 411 and encodes 131 amino acids.
CCGUGCUUUCCCACAAUGCUUCGCGCUCCUCAGCCCGCCCCCUCUGAUGAGCGCUCUUCCGGUCCCGGAGAUCACGUGGGCAUAGUUCUGCGCUCUGAUUGGUCAGCCGCUCCCGGAAGAACACGCCGGGCGGAAGGGCUGGAGGUGGCCGUCGCCAUGGCCACGGCGACGGACCGAGCGGUGGGGUUCGGCCUGGUAGCCUUCAGCCUCAUUCUCUUCGUGUACUACACGCUGUGGAUCAUCGUGCUGCCCUUCAUUGGCAGUGACCACAGCAUCCACCAGUACUUCUUGCCCAGGGAGUAUGCAGUUAUCAUCCCCGUGGUGGCUGGGCUGCUGCUGCUGCUAUUUAUAGGUGUUUUUAUAAUGGUUGUGAUGUGGAAGAGCAGAAAACCUGCCAGGAAAUCUGACUGAAGGCCCAGCUGAGAGAUGGAGACAAGGCCCCCACCCUGCAGCACCCAGGCUUGGAGGAGCCAGCCUGCAGCACCAAGCAGCCCCCUCCUCCAGAGUGCUCUCGAAGCAGCAGCAGCACCAAGCUGGCUGCUCUGUCUCCCACAUUCCUUCCUCCAAAGACGCAGACUUGCAUAGUUUACAACUUACUGACUAAAGGGAAGCAAAACUGACUUACAGGACUUACCAGGAGAGGGACCAGAGCUCCAGCUAGGACAAAUCUGCACCCUGGCUGAGGCUACAUGCAGCAGCUCUGCUGGCUGGAAUCUGUCAGGGUUUAGCAGCUGUAAUUGCAGAGUAUGAGCUCGGUUUUGGCCCCCAUCAGGUGCUUGGUCUCUGGGUAAUCUUUCCCCUCUGCUCUUGCUGCAUACAGUAGUUUAUUCCUUCUGGGAUUAUUUUUUUUUAAACUGGAAGAGCUGAUGAUGGUGCUGUGAGCUCUCAUAUUGCUGAAGAGGGCCCUGUGAGCUGUGCUUGUAGAGCACGUGCUGCACCCACAUCCCCUCCUACAGUCACCCAACUGAGCACACAGCACGCCCUGCGUGGCAGAGGAAGCAUUUGGCUCUACUGCCACUGACUGCAGCUCUCAUCACAGCUGCCAGCUGCAGCCUGGGCUCCUGCCUGCACUGCCUGCACUGACCCGGGCUGCCAGCAGCUCCCAGUGGCUGUAGUGAGCUACAUUUAUCCUCAAUAAAGGUCUCUAAGGUC